Messenger RNA from Penicillium hordei, 1044 nucleotides. RefSeq lists its product as uncharacterized. The record is from RefSeq and is a predicted model, not a curated record. Gene Ontology annotation, molecular function: hydrolase activity. The transcript is spliced from 3 exons. The coding region runs from base 1 to 1044 and encodes 347 amino acids. Lineage: Eukaryota; Fungi; Ascomycota; Eurotiomycetes; Eurotiales; Aspergillaceae.
AUGGCAACCGAUCCUUAUCUGCAUCUGGUGGAAGUGCUUUCGAUGUUUGACAACGCUGAUAAAUAUAUCCCAUUUAAAGUGAUCAACACGGCUUACAAAAGCUUUGAUGAGGGUCGUUCUCACAUCAAUGCCGACAUUUUCAUCCCUCAGACUAUAUUAUCGAAGCAAGAUCUUUCGAAAUGUCCAGUCAUGGUACGCAUCCAUGGCGGAUUUUUGGUCACCGGUUCUAGUCGGUAUCCUGUUUGGUUCGCCAAUUGGACAUUAGACUACGCCAUAUCAACAGGGGCAAUUAUUGUGGCUCCAGACUACCGUUUGCUGCCCGAAGUAUCCGGAAAAGAUAUAUUGGAAGACAUGGAUGAUUUUUGGCAUUGGGUUCACAGCUCGCAAUUUGCUGAAACAAUCAAAGAUGCUAGCGACGGCCAUGUUACCCCAGACCUUGAUAGGCUCCUCGUCGCUGGGGAAAGCGCGGGCGGCUAUCUGACUAUGCAACUGGCACUCAGUUACCCAUCGGAAAUUCGUGCUGUCAUCGCAGCCUAUCCAGUUCUUGAUGUGAAAUCAAAGUUCUACACAGAGGCAUAUCCCAAACCUAUCCUUGGAGUGCCCAACUUUCCGAAUGAGAUCAUUGAAGAACACAUUUCAGCCAUGCGAGCUGCACCCUCACCCACUGUGAUUACUGCUGCAAAUCCCCCAGAUCGUCUCAAGCUGGCAUUCUCAGUAUUUCAAAAUGGUCGAUUGCUAGAGUUCCUCGGGUCGGAAGACAAUCUCUUCCCGAUGAACAGGGUUGAGAAUCUCGCUGCAGCCGGAAAUCUGAAACUGCCUCCAACUUUCAUUUUCCAUGGAAAACAGGAUUCAGCCGUGCCAUUUGAAGGCUCUCAGCGGUUCUAUGAUUUAGUGCGAGAAAAAGCGCCCGGUGCAAUUAUUAAGCUUCACGGCGAAGAAGGUGAUCAUGGUUUUGACUUUGCGGCAACGUUGGAGACGGAUUGGUUGAAGGACGGGUUGGAAACGAUCUCGAAGGGUUGGCUUGGCAGCACGAUGGUGCACUAG